UCAAUUCGAUUAAAAUUCUCACUGCCUUGACUUGAAUUUGCUAGAAAAUCCAUUCUUUAAAGAGAGCUCAGCUUGGCUCAACUUCUUACCAAAGUCAUCGUGAUUUUCGCAGAAACAAGCUCUCCCUGAAAGGGCGGCCUAAGCUCCGGAGACAGAACCCUUCUCAGGGAGCAUAUAAUGGCUUUGAAACAAGUGAACUAAACUAGUACAGUAAUCUUGGUUCUCUCUUCGAGUUCAUGUCCCACAACCGCUUCAGAGCUUAAGUUCCAACAGUUGCAUCAAUAGAUUAGGUCAUCGCCUAAUAUAUUCAGUUUGUAGAAAUUAUAUCAUCAACUUGUUGCCUCUUUACAGUCUUUGGAAAAGAGUAAGAGUAACAUGGAUGAGAAGAAUGAUGUUGAUAAGGUUGAAGAUGUGAUGUUGCCUGGUUUUCGAUUUCAUCCAACAGAUGAGGAGCUUGUCGGAUUUUACCUCAAGAGAAAGAUCCAGCAGAGACCUUUGCCGAUUGAGCUGAUUAAGCAAGUUGACAUAUAUAAGCAUGAACCCUGGGAUCUUCCAAAGCUAGCAGCUUCAGGUGAGAAAGAGUGGUAUUUCUACUGCCCAAGAGACCGUAAAUAUAGAAACAGUGCAAGGCCUAACAGAGUCACAGGAGCCGGGUUUUGGAAGGCGACUGGAACAGACAGGCCUAUUUACUCUUCUGAUGGCACCAAGUGUAUUGGUUUGAAGAAGUCCCUAGUGUUCUACAGAGGCAGAGCUGCCAAAGGGAUUAAAACAGACUGGAUGAUGCAUGAAUUUCGGCUACCUUCACUCUCGGACUCAACACCACCAAAGAAGCUCUUAGACAAAAGCCUUCCCGCAAAUGAUGCAUGGGCUAUUUGUAGGAUAUUCAAAAAGACCAAUUCCAUGGUUCAAAGAGCUCUUUCUCACUCUUGGAUAUCCUCAUUACCUGAGACUACAGCAUCUGAUAUAAUCCACCAAGGUGCACCUUGCACUCAGUUUAGCUCAGAAAAUAUUUCUUGCACAACGGAAAUCGGAUCAGCGAUACAGUUAUGCAGCAACAUUGAACUCCAACAAGGCUCCACUGCUAGUUUUUCUGCUCUAGAUAUUCCCUCUUAUAAAUCAUCCAAUCCUACAGUGUAUAGGCCAUCUCCAUUUCCCGUUUCCAACGGAGACCUUUACAACAACUUCCUGCUCCCUCAGCUUGACAUUUCUGGAUCCCUCAAGUGUACAGUUGAUGCUUCCUCCAUGCUAUUAAGCCCAAUCAUGAUCACCGAUGUUAGUAAGGCCUCCGAGAGUAUAGAUUUUGGAGGGCAACAACAGCAAUACAAUGGCUUCUCAAUCAACUUGCCCCAAAAUAUGCAAGGCAAUACAGAUGUAGGAGAAAGUGAGGAGGAAGCGAGGAAGAACUCGAAUGCAAACCCUGAGCAUAACCAUUGGGGGACCAUCCGAUCAAUGGGAUUUCCUUUCAGCUUCUCUCCAAGUGUGCCUGAUUCAUGGAAGCCUAAUCUACCAUGGGAUUCACCUCAACGUCCGAGCGAGAUGUCCACUAAUUCAACUGACAGAUGCUAUACUUGAAAUAGAUGUCUACUAAUUUUGGAUUCUUGAGUUGUAGCUAGUAUUUGCAGCACACCUAUUCACAGUAUUAUUGUACAGAUUUCACAUAUUACAACCAUACAUCACAGGCUGAAUAUUUGCUCUUAUUUGUUUCCAUGUCUUCUUCUCCCACUUCCUUAUUUCUUUACCUUCAUUUAACAAACAGCUUCACCAUUCCCCUUGGUAUGAACAACUUUCAACA
Messenger RNA from Durio zibethinus, 1792 nucleotides. The record is from RefSeq and is a predicted model, not a curated record. NCBI's taxonomy places the organism in Eukaryota, Viridiplantae, Streptophyta, Magnoliopsida, Malvales, Malvaceae.